AUGUGCAGUACUUUUCUUUUACGGGUGGACAAUGGCGCGAAAGAUUUAAAAUGUCAAACAAGGAACACUUUAUGCAACACAAAUGAUUACUUUCAAGAACGUGAACGUGAUCGACAUAGAGAGGUACCGGUCCGUCGCCAGUACGUCAUAUCCGACGAAAAUGGAAAAUUCGACCAAUACAGUGAUUUGCAAGACUCUGACAUCAAUUUUCCGGAUCAUGAUUAUUCUCUCGAAGUAGUUGAAGAGGACGAUACUCAGAACCCUAGUUACUCUCAUAUAACGGACAAUGAGAACGAAAAUAUUCCGUCAUUGUCUAUCGAACCUAGAUUUUCACGAAAAACGAGUUCGCAAACAAGCCCUGUGUUCAGUCAUGGUGCAAGGCAUCUUCAUCACCGGCAUUCGAAGAAAUACUAUCCUCAUACUGAACAAAUAAUUAUUGUAACUCCAUCAGAAAGUCAGAAUCGGCAAUAUUACUUAAGAGGAAUGCAAGUACCGUCUCGAGGACGGAGAAAUAAUUUACAUCGUCGUAGUCCGAAAAAUAAAAUUAAUGUUAAUAUCAAUAGCUACGGCAAGAGCAAUUCAAUCUCUCAACAUUUGUCCGAAGACGUGUCAUUGUCAAAACCUCAACCGAUUGGCGAGUUAAUUGACCAGGAGAGCAAUUUAGAAAAACCACAACCGCUGACAGAUUCUGUUUCUUUGUUAGAGAUUGUGGACAAUGAUCAAUCGAUCAAUGAUCAGCAAGUCUCGAAGAAUGAUGAUGUUAAAGUCGAUACUGAUGUUAAUGAAAGAGCUUAUCUUUCACGCAGACAUAUAUUGGAUGAUUAUAAAAAUGUUAAUGUUAAUGUACACAGCAAUGUUGAUGAUUACGAUGAACGUGCUGUUGGCCCGGCGGUUAUAGUUAUUGCACGGAAAAAUUUCAAGCCGCUUGGGUUAAAUCACAGAGAUAUUGAUGCACGGAGAACUGAACGUAGGAGUAGAAAUCAGAAUGAUAAUACUAAUGUAGAUUCUAACAAUGCUGGAUAUUAUGUGAGACCGGAACCGAUAUCUGCGCCGGUGUUUACUGAUAGGAAUGUUCCAUAUAUUAUUCUUGAUGCACCACGUAGCUUUGCUAAUGAGGGUUAUAGAAACAAAAAUCAGAAUAAAAAUGUUAAUGUUAAUACUAAUGAUAUUGAUAGUCAGGAAUACUAUUAA
Cotesia congregata is the source of this 1191-nucleotide messenger RNA. NCBI's taxonomy places the organism in Eukaryota, Metazoa, Arthropoda, Insecta, Hymenoptera, Braconidae. The record is from the annotation of a GenBank genome assembly.